Messenger RNA from Momordica charantia (bitter melon), 656 nucleotides. RefSeq names its product CASP-like protein 4D1. The record is from RefSeq and is a predicted model, not a curated record. Lineage: Eukaryota; Viridiplantae; Streptophyta; Magnoliopsida; Cucurbitales; Cucurbitaceae.
UAAACAUACAUUGAUUACCAUUUAGAAGAUAUCAGAGAAAUGGAAGCCACAAUCACAAUGGGUUCAAAGAUUGCUUCUCUUGUGCUCAGAGUUGUCACUUUCGUUUUCCUCUUCAUUUCCAUCAUAGUGUUGGCCACCAAUUCCCAAGGCAAUAUUCAUUUCCAUAAUGUCAAUUCCUAUAGGUUUGCGAUGGCAACCAUCAUUAUUGGAGGUGCAUUCAAUCUCUUGCAAAUUGCCUUGUCCCUUUAUUAUAUCAUAUCCAAAAGCCACGGCAAUCUUUUAUUCUAUUUCUACGGUGACAAGGUUUUGUCGUACGUUCUGCUGUCGGGAGCUGCGGCGGGACUGGGUGGCGGCAUAGAUUUGAAUGCGAAUAUUGAAGGGAUGGGGUCGUUCUUCGGGAAGGGCAAUGCGGCGGCGGCUCUUCUGCUGAUUGCGUUUCUUUGCAGUGCUGCCAUCUCAAUUCUUUCCUCUCUGGCCCUCUCCAACAAACCUAAUUAAAAAUAAAUGUACUCUCUUUUUUACUAGGAAAAUUAUACCAUCUCUUUUUUCUUGAUUUAUUUUUUGCAAUUUACCUUUUAAAUUACUUGGCUGUGCGGUAUGAGUUUUAGCAUUUUCCUUUGCAGAAGAAGUGAAGUAAAGAUUUGAUUUUGUUUCUC